Molecule: messenger RNA, 1560 nt
Organism: Lentinula edodes (shiitake mushroom)
Lineage: Eukaryota; Fungi; Basidiomycota; Agaricomycetes; Agaricales; Omphalotaceae
Product: amidase signature domain-containing protein
Exons: 4
Coding region: 1-1560 (519 amino acids)
Biological process (GO): glutaminyl-tRNAGln biosynthesis via transamidation; mitochondrial translation
Cellular component (GO): mitochondrion; glutamyl-tRNA(Gln) amidotransferase complex
Molecular function (GO): glutaminyl-tRNA synthase (glutamine-hydrolyzing) activity
Source: RefSeq, a predicted model, not a curated record
AUGCUUCGCCGUUUUGCUACCAACGCAGCCAGUUCUCUUCGUUCAAAAGACGCGUCUUUUAAUGCCUUUGUUUCUUUUGAAGAUUCACCAGACUUGUUCAAGCCAAACGAAGGUCCAUUAAAUGGUUUCUCAGUUGGGAUAAAAGACAAUAUCUGCACAUCAGCCCUGCCAACCACAUGUGGGUCAGCAAUACUUCAAGAUUUUAGGUCUCCUUUUGAUGCGACCGUUGUGAAGCUACUCAAGGAAGCUGGAGCUCGCAUUGCUGGGAAGACUAACUGCGAUGAGUUUGGCAUGGGCUCUUUGAACAUACACUCUAUUCAUGGCCCCGUUAUAAAUCCCUUCGACGUUGAUUCGCGACGAGCAGCGGGAGGCUCUUCGGGAGGAAGUGCCGCCGCCGUAGCUGCCGUACUUUGUGACGCUGCGCUUGGUACUGAUACAGGCGGUUCUAUCCGUCUUCCAGCCUCAUACUGUGGUGUUGUAGGGCUCAAGCCGUCGUACGGUCUUCUUAGCAGGCAUGGCGUCGUAUCUUAUGCUGACAGCUUGGAUACCGUUGGCGUGCUAGCCCGAAAUGUACAAAAGGUCAAGAAGGUUUUUGGGAGCAUCAACAAGCGUGAUUUUAACGACCCAACCAGCGUGAGUGAACGGCUGAGGGAAAAGGCAAGAUUGAUCGCUAUGGAGCGUAUACAGCGCUGGGAUGCAGAGAGCUUGGAAGGAUUGAGAGUUGGUGUACCUCAGGAAUACUUCCCUUCCGAGCUCAAUUCAGCAUCCAGUCAUAUCCUAUCCGCUAUCCGCCACUUACUAGCUCAGCUUCGUUCGCUCGGGGCGUCCAUCGUUCCUGUGUCACUUCCUUCUACCAAAUACGCUCUGAGCGCGUACUAUGUCAUUGCUAGUGCCGAAGGGAGCAGCUGUCUAAGCCGCUACGAUGGGAUCCGGUAUGGCCUGCGUGUCCCGCCUUCGCCUGGGUCUGACCUAACCUCGACGUCCAAGACAUACGCUCACUCGCGAUCUCAAGGCUUCGGCAGUGAGGUUAAGAAGAGGAUCCUGCUUGGGACGUAUGCCUUGGGUGCUGACGCCUUCGACAACUACUUCCUUCAAGCCCAACGCGUCAGGCAAAUGGUCAGGAAUGAUUUCGAUCACGCUUUCUCCAUCCCAAAUGUCCUAUACACCGAAAACUCAUCCAAAGAGGACCUGGCAGAACCUGGAGUAAACGGCGUUGACGUUCUUAUACACCCUUCCGCAAUUCGUACUGCGCCUCGUUUGGACGAUGUCCUGGAUACCUCACGCGAGCGGGAUACACUUCAGGAUUACGUCCAAGAUGUCCUGACUGUGCCCGCGAGCUUGUCGGGGCUGCCAGCGUUGAGCGUCCCCAUGCAAAACCGUUCGAAGUCUGUAGCAUUUUCUCUACCGACAUAUACUGACGGAGGAUUUCUACAAGAAGCAAGAACAGAUGAGGAUGGAGAUGCUGGCUGGCCUAUAGGUGUAUCCAUCGUUGGUCAAUGGGGAACAGAUGAGCUGGUUCUGAGGGUGGGUCAAGUUAUCGAGAGGUUGAGCCGAGGUUGA